AUGAGGUGCACCCUCUUCGUGCUGCCGCUGUUGCAGUGUUUUGCAGACCUUGCAACUGCGGAACAAGAGGCAGUGGCUUCUCCUUCGCAAGCGAAGACGCAGAACUUGAGGCGACUUCAGGAAGAGGAGGAGGAAGAAGAGAGAGCUCUACCCUCUGGCCUUGAGAUCAAGAAUGGUCUCAAUGAAAGUAUCAAACUGAUUGUGCUUCCGUCUUGGGACAUUUUUCUUGGAUUCAGCGACCGAAGGAAGAUCAUCGAGGGUAGACUCACUGUCAUCUCCGUGUAUGAUAUGGUUGGCUAUGAGUUUGUCUCAGAACCGCAUGCCAUCAUCGAUGUGGAGAAUUUUGGUGAUGGGACCAAGCGGCACAUGGGGACGAUCUCAGUCAAUGACCCCGUGACGCGGAGAGAAUCAGCCAGCACCAGCACCGUCUACAUUGGAGAAUUUGCCCAAGCAGCCAGCCCCAUGUUCGACAUGUCCUGUUACCCUUUCGAUCGAAAGGAAACACAAUUUCGGAUCACCUUGCAGAAACCGGGUAAUAUGAUCUUCGCUCUUUCUCUUGGCUGUGCCAACGGAAUCAGUGGCAAUAAGACAGUGAAUGGCAAGGUGAUUCCCACCUGCGACUUUGGAGCAAAAGGAACCUACGUCGGCUUCGAAUGGGGGAACUUUACUUGUGAGCAAAACGAUGAAGCGCUCAUCACUUGCUUGAUGGAUGGAAUCAGGCAGUCGGAAGCUAUUUUCAAUUCCUACAUGUGGCCUUCGUUGAUUUUUACAAUGAUGGGCUUCUUGGCAUUCGCGCUGGAUGUGAAAAUGUCAAUGCCUAGAGUGGCGACAACCAUGCUUGCAUUGGUUUCAUUGACGAACUUGCGAAAUUCUGUGGUUGCAACUCUGCCUACAUCUGGAAGCAUAAGCUGGAUGGAGGAGUACUUUUUGGUGAGCAAGACCUUCAUGUUCUUGAACCUAGCGGGCCAUGCUAUCUCAUUUUAUUUGGAUGCCAUUGGCAAGAAAGAUUUGCAGAAGCUGAUGAACAAAUUCAAUCUUUGGGGCAUGCUCCUAAUCAUGUGGCUGAUCGUCAUAUGCCGGCUUCACGUCCGGCAAUGCGAAUUGGUGGACUCCACAUUGACCGCUGUCUUAGUGGCACUGCUAAGCAUCGGGGUUUUCACAUUCUACGUUUCUGCGUUGUGGCUUUAUCGUCGAGCAGUGAGGGAGCAAUUCUGCAUGAGCUCAGUGGUUCCAGCUCCUGGCCCCCCACCUCGACUGGUUGCCCUGUCACUUCUGCUUCCCUGCGCAAUGCAGGUCUUGAGGAUGUCCUGUCAAGCAGACCGAUUUGCUCGCAGUGAGCCGAGCAAUGCUUGGCCAGCUGCCCUGGCCUUGGUCGCUGAACUGUUGAGACGAGACUCUUACCCUGAACAUUUGCCUGGAAGUGGGAACAUGAAAGCCAAGUUGCAGCUGCCAAUGUUGAGCUACACCGAUUCAGUUGAGUCUUACUUUGUGGGAAGUGUGACGACCGAUGAUUUUCUUGGGUCUCAUGACCUCAAGCGAGAGAACCUCCAGCAGCUAAAGCUGAUUGCCCAGCGCGAAGAGGCCUUGAAAGACAAAGAAGAAGUCCUCAACCAGGCCAGGACCGAGCUUGAGGCUGAGUACCUGGACCGGCGCCAGAAGCGUCUGGAGCUGGCCGAUCAAGUGCGAGAACUGCACGCUGAGAGGGAUUCUUUGGUGGAGGACAUUGCUUCGUUCGAAGAGGAAAAGGCUGCAUUUCGAAAAAUGACAAAAUCCUGUGAAGUAUCGAAGCUCGAGGCGGCGAGGAUGGAAGCUGAAGACUUGCGUCAGCAGCUUGCAAAGGCACAAGCAGCUUUGGAGCAAAGUCAAUCGUCCCAUGCAGAACUCCAGCAACGCAUCAACGAUAUGGAGACUGAACUGUUCAAGGCCAAGAACGAAGUUGUGGAACUGAGCAAGAGCAAAACUACAGCCAUAGAGGAGCUUCGACAGCGAAUGAACCUGAGGGACCUCCAUACGAGUUGGUGCGUGGCUGCGCUUGGAGAAGAGCAGUUGCAGCUUGCCCCAGCCCAGCAAGAGGCAAUGAAGGCUUGGUCAGAAGCACUGGCAGCGAACGCUGCAGUGCCAUCUGAAGGCCGGCCGGCCAAGAAACGGAAAGCGGCACAUUCGGCAACACUGGAAAGUGUGCACAAGCUUCAGGCAGAGCUGAUGGGCGAUGGUUUUACAGCUCAACGGCUGCUGGAGCUCACUUGCGAGGCUUUGCUGCGAGUGCACUGUCAUCGUGCUAGCACUGUCGAAGAUGCCGGCAGCAGCUUUCGAUUAGAAGAAUUAGCCAGGGAACUGCAUGCAGCUGAGAAGGCAAUUCUUCGGGCUCACAAGGCGAAGCCAGUCAUGCCAUUGCUUGGCUCCGCAGCAGUGGUCUGCCUGAUGGCUUCUGGGGGUGCCCGACGCAGUCGUGCACGCCUAGAGGAGCUGCAGAAGAGGGUGAAAAGUGUGACUCAAGAGGUUGGGAACUUGUAUUACCCUCAGAUGCUUUCGAUGCGUAUCAUUUGUUGUUUUGAGACUUGCUUAUGUUGGCGAAAGAGGCAGCUGUGA
This is a messenger RNA of Durusdinium trenchii, 2589 nucleotides long. NCBI's taxonomy places the organism in Eukaryota, Dinophyceae, Suessiales, Symbiodiniaceae. The record is from the annotation of a GenBank genome assembly.